GAUCAAUGUUUGCUCACGAUGUUUUAUGGCUCCAUAAAUGUUUCUACGAUCCCUAUAUGUGCGAUAUGCCGCCUCUACGAAUCGUAGGAUGCUUAAUUCUCAAUCUUGUGGUAGAUUUCAGAGAUGCCAACAUCAGUAUGGAUCAGUUUAAACUUUUAAAAAUCAAGUUGGCAUUGAAAGAUGACGUUAAAAUCGAAGACGAACACGAAUUUCCUGAAUAUCUUCAUCAAGAUAUGGCCUUAAUCGAAGAACAUAUGAACAUACAGGUCAACGAAGGUAACAUUUCUCUACGUAAUGCGGAAGAUUUAACUAUUAUCUCCGUAAGCAGGCUGUUUGAAUAUUCAGUAUAUCCAGAUGACUAUGAAUUUCCUCAUCAUAGAAUUAAUGUUGUGCGUGAGGAGGGUGGAGCUCAAGGACAAGCAUGAAUUUCACAAAAUUAGUGCAGUUAAUGAAAAUUUUUUUAUAAUAGACUAGUAGGAUGAGAUUUUUGUUUUAAAAUAUUGUUAAGCUUUUUAUGCUGAUUAGGCUCCAAAACAAUAAAAAUGUAUUAAACUAAUAAAGU
Messenger RNA from Centruroides sculpturatus (bark scorpion), 562 nucleotides. RefSeq lists its product as uncharacterized. The record is from RefSeq and is a predicted model, not a curated record. The transcript has 3 exons. Lineage: Eukaryota; Metazoa; Arthropoda; Arachnida; Scorpiones; Buthidae. The coding region runs from base 6 to 425 and encodes 139 amino acids.